This is a messenger RNA of Caenorhabditis sp. 36 PRJEB53466, 1606 nucleotides long. NCBI's taxonomy places the organism in Eukaryota, Metazoa, Nematoda, Chromadorea, Rhabditida, Rhabditidae. The record is from the annotation of a GenBank genome assembly.
AUGGCGCCACGCGAGGAGUCUCCCUACACGACUCUCGGCAUCUCCUCCAACUCGGACGACGUCGAGAUCAAGAAGGCGUGAGUGGAAGCGGUCGCCCCGGGUUCCAUAGCAUUCCUUCGUGAUUCCAGGUACCGUAAGCUGGCGUUGAAGUGGCAUCCAGACAAGCACACGGACGACAAAUCAAAGGAAGAGGCCGAGCAGAAGUUCAAAAAGAUCGCACAAGCCUACGAAAUACUAACCGACAGUGAGUUCGGCCGCAGACUGUCUGAGCACAUAAAAAAGUACUGAAACUCGGUAAAGCACCUGUGUGUUUUUAGUGCGGAGAGCUCGUAAAAAGUUUUUUGAUAUCGAAGGCGAGGAGGAGUACAACUAGAUUAUUUCCGGUCAGAGUCUAACCGUGAGAAGAGCCACGUCAUAAUGAUUUCACUGGUCUUCUCGGAUAUUUGUUCGCCUCGAAUUACGUUCCCGGAAAAGGAGAGCAGGGUGGCAAAUGAAUGGAUGAAUGGCCGAUUGUCUUUGGAUUCUGUUUAUUUGCCCGGCGCUCUUUCCGUUCUUUCUCACUUGAACUCCACACAAAAACAGUGAUACCGAAGCGAUCGCAUCGCCUUUUUCUGUGUUGUAUUUGGGUUGCGGAUGAGCGAACACGCAAUAGAAACACAAAAACAACAACAAACCGCCGAUCCCCUCUCUCGACGCUUCGUUCAUUCAUAAUUUCAACACUUUCAAAGCCGCAGAGAAGGGAGAGAGAGAGAGAGAGAGGGAGAGAAAAAGAGAAAGAUGUGUAAACUGGUGUAUUGUUGUGUAACAAUCAGUCCUUCAAGCACCUGCUCUUGAGAAGUUUGCCAAUUAGUUGUCGAAAAUGUGUGGCUGGCGGCAAGAGCGAGUGGCCGUCACGACUAAAGAACACCGUGGGGAAUGAGACGUUUUCAGGGCUCCGAGGAAUACAGUAAUUCUUUGUUUUUUUGCAGAAAAGAAGCGUGCCGACCUGGAUCGUUCCGAGAAUCCGGGGCUUCAUCGACGCAGAAGCGCGCCUGGUUUCCGAAUGCACAGUCACGACAUGUUCCGCUCGCCGUUCGAUAUUUUUCGCGAAUUCUUCGGACACCGCGACCCGUUCGAAAACGUUUUCUUUGACGAUUCUUUCACAUUUCCCGAUGUCGACUCGUACGCAUUCAAGAGCCCUCCACGAUCCGCCGACUUCCAGACGAAGCACACCUACCACAGGUUCCCGCCGAGCCGAGUGCACAUCUUCUACGACGACCAGAAGAAGGAGAGAGACGACAAGAAGUGAGAGAAAAGAGAGAGAAACAUUUGUCAUUAAAGUAACCAUUUUACAGUACAUUCUCUACCGUAAUCCGAUUCUCAAGUCCAACUGAGCCCGGAAAGAAUGCGACCGUCCGCAAAACGUCAACUUCCACGAAAGUCAUUGAUGGCAAGAAGAUUGUAACGAAAACGGUGGAGAACGGAGAUGAGCACAUCGUCGAGGUAAGCUGGAACUUGCGGAAAUGAAAGAUUAACACUGGAAUUGUAGAUCCACGAAGACGGCGAGCUCAAGUGCCGGACAGUGACCACUCCGCCAGCCUCGCCAGCAGUUGUCGUCUCAGCCUAA